GGCAGCUCAGCUUUUCAGACCUCGUUUUACAGCUGUUGUAUGAUAAAUUUCACUGGUUUUAAUUCUGCGAAACGUUGCAUAGGAUAAUAUUUGUUGUCAGUGCAUUGCGCGUAGCGUUUUGGCUUGCUCUCGCUUCCUGUGUGUUCCCGUUCUCCGCUUGCAGGUGGCACUGUGACGGGCAGUGCUCCGGUAAUUCGGCACCACAGAGGAAAAGCGGGGUUUUUUUUUUCUUUUCUUUUCUUUUUUUUUUUUUUUUUUGUCCUGGAGGAAAACAUCACUCAGACAGACAGCUGUUGUCUGAGUGGCUGCAGAUUGAGCUCGUGGAUGAAGAGAUCUGCCAGCGGACCGAAGAAUUCGAGCAGGUCACCAUGGAAACCUAAUGUUAGCAACGUUAAAGCUGGACGGCUGUUUAAAGUCUUCCCUGCCAUUAAACAGCGCUGAAAGACGGAAACACGAAGAGUUUGCCGUGAUGGAGUUUCCUCAGCAUUCCCAGCAGCUGCUGUCCGCCCUGCGGUCUCAGCGCCAGCGGGGCUUCCUCUGUGACUGCACCGUCCUGGUGGGCUCAUCCCGUUUCCUGGCUCACCGGGCUGUUUUGGCCUCCUGCUCGCCAUUCUUCCAUAUGUUCUACUCAGACUCUCCAGGAGGAAACAGCACCAGCAGCUCUGUCACGCUCGACAGUGACAUUGUCACAUCAGCUGCAUUUGGCUUGCUCUUGGACUUUGUCUAUGAAGGAGUGCUGCAGCUUGAAGAGUCACCUCCAGUGGAGGACGUAUUGGCAGCUGCAAGCUUUCUACACAUGAAUGAGGUAGUAAGAGUUUGCAAGAGGCGGCUGCAGAGACGAGGGCCUCUGGCUGAGGCAGACAGCACACGCUCUGAAGAGAGUGCUGGUUCGAGGAAGGAAAUAGAGACACGGAGGAAGGAUGGGGGUGACCGUGGAGCAGAGCCCAUGGUGGCCAUGGCAUCAGAUCACUCAAAUCCAGUCACCAUAGCUGCACCACUGUUAUCAGCAUCCAUGGUGGCAGAGAGGAGCCAUGUAGAGACUGUGAAGUCUGAACAAAGGACUGGUGGGCAGUCAUCAGAGGCACGAGUUCAGACUCCUUUGAGCCCCGAUCUCGCCGAUACCACCCAGCCAGGCAUGGAUGGCCCUCCUCUGCCCCCAGGUGGAGAGCUGGUGCAAGGCUUCAUCACAGGCCAGUCUGCCCCUGCUCCUGGAGGUCACAUCAGGAUGGGGGCUGUGCAUCAGGGAGAAGGCACAGCACUCUGUAGUCCUUGUAGCACCACUGAGACAUGCAGCAGUAACCAGCAGCCUUCCUCCUCAUCUUCUUCUCUGGUCCCAGUGAGCCAGGCUGCUGGUCGCUCACUGGUUGCUCUUCCCCAGUCAGAAUCCAGUGCACAUCCUGAUGAACCGCAACUCCCACGCAAUGGCUCUUUAGGGGAACCCUCAGUCACUGAUGACAGAAGUACAUUAGGCAAAGGACAGCAGAUGGUUAUGUUGAUCCAAGCAUCAGCUCUGACCUCACAUUUACAAUUAAGCGCACCAAAGACGCUGUCCCGGCGUGCGCCUCCACAGAUCCGAAUUCAGAGUGCCAUAUCGCUUCAAACCCAGAGCUCAGAAUCCCUCGCUGCUGCUCCUCCUCCUCAGAGACAAAUGCUUAAAGGACCUGAGGGGGGCACUGGAGCUUCAUCUAAUACUAAAAAUCACCCUCUAAUGGGAACAGAUAGGAGAGGCAAUGAUGGAGAGAAUGUGAAAGUCAAAGUGGAGGCCAUUGUUAUAUCAGAUGAAGAGCUAGAGGAUGAGAAAGAGGAAAGCAAAGAGGGAGAACCCGUGAUGGAAGUUGAUGAUGACUUUGAAGAUGACAUCCAGGAAGAAGAUCUGAACAGCCCUCAGUUUCUCUCUUCUCACCCACAGGGCUUCUUACAAUUGACCUCCCAAACAAAUGAUUACUCCUUCCCCCUCUCUCCCUCCUCCUCCUCCUCUGGGGCUGGACCUUCCUCCCAGGAUGCUUCCUCUUUCACUGCAUCCCUCAUUCCUCCAUCCACAUCUCAGCAGCACUCCGACCCUGUUGCAUAUUUCCAGGAGCUCCAGGACUCUGUAGGAAACUUCGUAGAGGACGUACCAACGUGUGGUGUCUGUGGAAAAACUUUCUCGUGCACCUACACCCUGAGACGCCACGCCAUUGUGCACACACGGGAGCGGCCGUAUGAGUGUCGCUACUGCUACCGAAGCUACACACAAUCGGGCGAUCUGUACCGACACAUUCGCAAAGCGCAUGACCACACACUGCCAGCCAAACGCAGCAAAGUAGACACAGAGUCCUCUCUGCCAGCGCAGCCACCACCACCACCUCCACCUCUUAGCUAACACAGACACCUUUCAAUUCCACAACAAAAUGUACAGUAUGUACAUUUUCUCAAAGACUCCAUACUGUUCAGUAUGUAAUCUGGACCAACCACCUUUCCUCUCUUUAUUCUCUUCAUAGCUGCCUUCACUUCCUCCUUACUAAUCCUCUGCAUUUCCUGAUUCACUAUCUUUUGUCUGUCCUCUUCUCUGAUUUUUUAAUUCAUCAGCUCCUUAAAGUACUCCUUCCAUCUGCUCACCACACAUUUCAUUCAUCAGUAUGUUUCCAUCUCUCUUUGUCCUUAAUCACUCUAAAGCUGAGUUUAUGAUCCAACAGAGAGAGCAUGUUUGCUGUCCGCUGGCAGUUUUGGGGUUGCCCGUAUACCUGCAGAGAGCUCCGUUGUCAUAUGGAAGCAGUGUACAAAGUAUGUGGUGCAACCGGUCUGUGAGCCACUUUUGCUUGUGCUGUUGUUGAUCCAUCAGCAUACAUACAGCAUAUAUGACAUACAAAAGAGCUGAAGUGAAGCAGAGUGUUAAAACAGUAAAAAGUUGUCAACUGCAGCCACUGCCUGUUCUGUAUUUUUCACCCCGAAUGGAAAGAUGUACGCUGACAAACACAUUUUUGGGACCAUAAAUUACGCUUAGCCUGCUGCACAUAUUUCGUUACAUACGUUCGUGAAAAUUGAAACCACCAUUUUUUAAACCCAGCAGCAGGGGAAAUGGCUACAAAAAUAACUCUGUGGUCCCCAAGUCUGACGAAAGGCCACAGACCGAGCAGCAGGUAUAUUCUUGCCUCAACGUCCACCUUUUUUUGUAGUGUUCAUGUCGCAUAUUAAUAAAGUUGCAGGGUUUUCUGACGCAUUGCUGUGAUGACAACCACGCAGGUUAGGUAGUACUGAUUUGUAAUGGAGAACCAGUCGAUCUGAGUUGACUCCCGUGGCAAAUCAAUCCGAGUAGGUACUAAUGGAAAAGGGGGAUCUAGAAGAGGGAGGAAAAAUCGAUCAGUAACAUUUGCAAUGUGGCGUUAUAUUUCUGGAGUAAAUAUAACGCAACAUUGCAAAUGUUACACACAAAAAAUAAAAAUCGUGGCUGGUUAAAUGUUUGAGUGGCUGAGAGAAAAUUUCCCACCCCUGCCACUGACUGACUUUUAUAUCUCUCACUUUAAAAACGCUCCACAGAUACCCCAACUUUCCUUUCUGGAAAUUUGAUCCCAAUCUUACCCACACAUAUUGGUACUUCUUUUAUUCACAAAUCUAAUCUGUUUAAUGUUCACUGUUGUCUACUGGAGCCCUGGAACAGAUUUGAUAGCUGUACUAUUGUGUACUCUUUGUAAUAUUAAGUGACACCUCGCACCCAAGUUUGUAAUUUUAAAUACCUUCAUCAUUGUUGCAUCAAAGACGUAUGUUUGUUAAAAUUAUCAGAGAUGAAAAAGAUGUCUAAAAAUAUUAGUCAUGUGACAUACUAUACCACUUAUGCUUUAUUAACUCAAAACAAACACAAAGGUUUUAUUUUUUUGUUAAAUUUGUAUGACUGCUCUUUCAGUGCCAGAAAGUUGAUUUUUGUGCCAUUUUAAACCCCCAAAUGUGAGCUCGAACUGUUUUGAAGUCACUUUGUCAAUACCUGCCUUGUUUCUUUCUCGUUUUCAUUUCCUUCCUCUUUAUCUCCAAUGCAGUAAGUGUCAAAUGAGGAACAUAAAGUAACUGAUCCAGAAAUACUGAAGUUGCAUCUGAAAAUAAUGGAAAUGGAUAAAGGUGUUAAAUUAACUUUUUUAUUUCCAGUGACCUGCACAGGAUUGGAUUUUACAUUGUAGUUUACUGCAAGUUAUGCUCCCAGCUCUGUGCAUGUCCGGUCGUAACGUCUGUGUCUUAUCACCACACAUUUCAGACUUUGUUUGACAUUGUUCAUUAGAUACAAUCAAAUGUUGUCAAGGAGACAAAACCCUGAACGCUCCUGGCCAACAUUUCUUGAUUAGCUAACAGGUUGAUUAAUCUCAUACCAGUUUUACUUCUGUAAUUUGACAGAACAGCAUAUCGUCUCAAGUGCUUGAAAAGAAGGCAGCUGGACUUCUUUAUGUUCUUCUUGCCUCUCAUCCAAGCGGCUUCAUCAGCUGUCUGAGAGUCUUAGUGGGGACUGUAUCCUUGGAGGUGGACCUGAGGGUCAUUUACGCAUUUGCAAUGAAUAGUUUUCAAGCACUUGAAACUACCAUGACUGAGAACCACCACAGUAUCGACACACUUGAACACAUGCAGUUUUCUGCCUUCUGUUUAAACUUUAAGUUAAUGUUAAACACUCUUUCAUUCUGCACCACCUUAAGUGUAUUUGUAUGACAGCUGCUGUGUGUCGUUAUUACCAUACCGUUAUCAUAUCAUAAUUGCAGUUAAUACAUAUUAGAGGGUUUUAUAGUAGCCAGUCUACAGAAUCUAAAUGUGCCCUUGUGAAUAAACAGUGUUGAGUAGAACGUGCCACAUGAACAUGGUAGUUUUUUCAGUGAAUAAAACAUUGCACACUUUG
Maylandia zebra (zebra mbuna) is the source of this 4849-nucleotide messenger RNA. It is a transcript of the gene zbtb3, whose product is annotated as zinc finger and BTB domain containing 3. Gene Ontology annotation, biological process: regulation of transcription by RNA polymerase II. The record is from RefSeq and is a predicted model, not a curated record. Gene Ontology annotation, molecular function: protein binding; RNA polymerase II cis-regulatory region sequence-specific DNA binding; DNA-binding transcription factor activity, RNA polymerase II-specific. NCBI's taxonomy places the organism in Eukaryota, Metazoa, Chordata, Actinopteri, Cichliformes, Cichlidae.